UGUGUUGAUGGAGGAGUGAAUUUAGUCAGAGAAACACUCGUUUAAAAACCAUGGAGGACAAAGCCCAGAUACAAGACGCCAUUAAAGUCCAAGGUGAAGUCGUCCGCAAGCUAAAGUCGGAGAAAGCGAGCAAAGAUCAGUGAUAGGGUUGCUUACCACUUUUCUCCUGUUCUUCCUGCUGGACUUGACGGUGAUCGCUGUGACCUGUCUGGACUCUCCUCAUCAUCUAUACUGUCUGCAUCUGGACAAUCCAACCCUCUUGGACGUUACUCCACUGCUGUACCUCCAUGUGACUGGCUGCUGUGGCCGGCCCUGCACAAUAACAUUGGAUAACGCUGUACCCAUGAUGCACUCCUGACAUUUUUCUUGUCCAAUACCUGGACGUGACUCUUUAUUUAUUUGUAUCUACUGUACUGUGGGAUGGACAUGCUGGGCAUGUUUUGUACCCGUGCUUGUUCUGGUCUGAUGGGAUGUCGGGCUGCAACACGUGUCCGACUGCUGCAUUCUUUACCUGGGAUCACUGUUGAACAGAUCGAUGAGGAGGUGGCCAAACUGCUGCAACUGAAGGCUAAGAUAGGAGGAGAUGAUGGCAAACAUCAGUUUGUCCUCAAGACGGCGAAGGGAACGAGGGACUACAACCCCAAGCAGAUGGCCAUCAGAGAGAAAGUAUUCAACACCAUCAUCAACUGCUUCAAACGCCACGGAGCAGAGACCAUCGACACACCUGUCUUUGAACUAAAGGAAACAUUGACGGGGAAAUACGGAGAAGAUUCCAAGCUCAUCUAUGACCUUAAAGACCAAGGAGGAGAGCUGCUGUCCCUCAGAUAUGACCUCACUGUGCCCUUUGCUCGCUACCUGGCAAUGAACAAAAUAACCAACAUUAAGCGCUACCACAUUGCCAAGGUCUAUCGCCGUGACAACCCAGCCAUGACCCGCGGACGCUACCGAGAGUUUUAUCAAUGUGAUUUUGACAUAGCAGGUCAGUAUGACGCCAUGAUUCCAGAUGCUGAGUGUCUGAAGAUCGUCCAUGAAAUCCUCAGUCAGCUGGACCUCGGAGACUUCCGUAUCAAGGUCAACGACAGGCGGAUUCUGGACGGUAUGUUCGCCGUGUGUGGCGUUCCAGACGACAAGUUCCGCACCAUCUGUUCAACUGUGGAUAAACUGGACAAGAUGGCCUGGGAGGAUGUGAAGAAGGAGAUGGUGAACGAGAAGGGACUGUCAGAGGAGGCUGCCGACCAGAUCGGGGAGUACGUCAGUAUGCAGGGUGGGAAGGACUUAGCAGAGCGCCUCCUUCAGGACCAGAAAAUGUCCCAGAGUAAACUGGCCUGUGCCGGCCUCUCGGACAUCAAGCUGCUCUUCACCUACCUGCAGCUCUUCCAGGUCACAGACAAGGUGGUCUUUGACCUCAGUCUGGCUCGUGGGCUGGAUUAUUACACAGGAAUCAUUUACGAGGCGGUGCUGACUCAGGCAGGCGUCGCUGCGGUCACCACUGAAGCCCAGAACGGGGCGAGUGGAGAGGAGUGUGUGAGCGUAGGCAGCGUGGCUGGAGGGGGUCGCUACGACGGCCUGGUGGGCAUGUUUGACCCCAAGGGCAGGAAAGUGCCCUGUGUGGGCGUCAGCAUCGGCAUUGAGAGGAUUUUCUCCAUCAUGGAGCAAAAGGCUGAGGCUUCAGCUGAGAGGAUUCGUACCACAGAGGUCCAGGUCUUGGUGGCGUCUGCUCAGAAGAACCUGCUGGAGGAGAGACUUAAACUCGUCACUGAGCUCUGGAAUGCUGGCGUCAAGGCUGAGGUCAUGCACAAGAAGAAUCCCAAACUGCUGAGUCAGCUGCAGCACUGUGAGGAGUCGGGGAUCCCCCUGGUGGCCAUACUGGGAGAACAGGAGCUGAAAGACGGCGUGGUCAAACUACGCGUUGUGGCGACGAGAGAAGAGAUGGACAUUUCCAGAGCUGAUCUGAUCAGUGAGAUCAGGAGGAGGACCUCUGAGGUGUAGCCACUCCUUCAUCGACACCCACAACAUCUGAUUGGUUCACACAGGCACUUGUUUUCUUGUCUUGAAUGAAGCCGUGGAAACACACGGUCAUGUUCACUGCAGCUUCCACACAGUGGUUCAUUUACGUUUGUAAAUUGUUCCUGAAAGACAUUUAUUUCCCUUGUUAUCUGCUCACGACCACACUGUCCACUACAAGGUAAACAUCAUGCUACAGCGCUAACUUCCAACUUUAACACAAAGAUACAUUCUCUGUCUUUCUGUAACUAACGAGUUAUUCUGUCCAAAUAAAUAAAUAAAUACAAUCAUGGAACUUG
This is a messenger RNA of Solea solea (common sole), 2303 nucleotides long. RefSeq names its product histidyl-tRNA synthetase (gene hars). The transcript has 14 exons. Gene Ontology annotation, molecular function: ATP binding; histidine-tRNA ligase activity; identical protein binding. The record is from RefSeq and is a predicted model, not a curated record. NCBI's taxonomy places the organism in Eukaryota, Metazoa, Chordata, Actinopteri, Pleuronectiformes, Soleidae. Gene Ontology annotation, cellular component: cytoplasm; mitochondrion. Gene Ontology annotation, biological process: mitochondrial translation; histidyl-tRNA aminoacylation. The coding region runs from base 421 to 1989 and encodes 522 amino acids.